GGCUGCCAAAUUAUCUUUACUUAGUUGUUAUUGGCUAUGGAAGUAGGGUAGCUCUGUAGCAUUAUCAAGUUUCCAUUUUUCUUGGGAAUGAAUGUUACUGCUUCCAGGACAAUGAUGAGAGAAGGAAGAUCACUCCAUUCCAGAUCUCAUCCUUUAGCCCAAGUCUUGAUACCGAGGGAAUCACCUGGCUCCAGGGGUAGUUGCAAACGUGUGGUGAUUGUUAUGGAUGCAUUGAAGGAGUUCUCCAUGGAGCCUCUUCAAUGGGCACUUGACUGUGUGAUCGAGGCUGGAUGUUCGGUUACCCUCCUCGGAGUCUUGCCUUGGAUUCCUUUCCCCUUUUCGUGCAAGAUAGGUUUAGAUGUAUGGAGGCAUGUUCUUGAAGAUAUGCGAGGUCCUAUGGGGAGGAAGAGUGGAGCGAGAAAUGAUCCGAAGAAGCAUCAGAAGAUUCGGGGGAUAAUGGAUCUUUGUAAACAGAAACAGGUGGUUCCUUUGAUGAAAGUGGCAAUGGGGCAUCCCUUCAAGCUUGUGGUUCUUGAGCAAACUACAAGCCUUCAUGCUACCUUUGUGGUUCUUGACAGACAUCUAAGGAGACACAAAGCCUUCUUUGAGGAGAGGCUGCCAAGCAGCGCGGUGAUGAUGAAUCGGCAUGGAGGGGUAGAUGUGAUCAAGAUUAAAGCAAGAACAGAUGGUUUUGAUUCGGCGGUGACCGGAGAUUCUUCGGCGACCAUAGUUCCGACCCCGGAAGUUAUUAUAUCCGAGGAGCUGUUGGAACGGCUGAGGCGGCAGACGAGCAUUUGAAAUGUGAAAGUGAAAAAUCCUGUUUUCCCCCCACUACAUAUUGGAAAUAGAACAACUUAAUUUAGUGGAGUUUAGAGCUUGGAUUCAACCACAUUUCUUUCUAUCCUUCAAAGAGGUAGACCUUCAUUUUCCCUCUCCAAUCUUAAUUGACCAAAUAACAUUUUCGUGGAGGUGAGAUUCACUAAUGGAUGAAUUGGUAAGAACAUUAAAAUAGAGAAUAACAAUGUGGUUGAAGUUUUUUUCUUCAUUAAGGGUCUGUCUAUGUGGUCUAUUUCAAAACUAUUGAAAUUUCGGACAAUCGAAGAAGUUUAGAGAGUGAUCAUAUGAGUUCAUGCGAGUUACACCGUUGAAAUAUGGCUUCCCUCUUCGGAAGGGUUAGGGGUCCUUACAUAGUCGAAGUGUUGGUGUUCUUGUCCUACAAUCUGUUAACGUUAUCUCGUCAUGCUAUUCAAAGGAGUAUGCCUUGGGAGUAUGCAUAGGGAUAGGGCACCAAAAAUUGUGGAGACAAGAGCUUUUCUCUUGAACAGCAUUAUCGAAAUCGAUUGUCAUAACAAAAUUGCAAAAUUCGA
Messenger RNA from Linum trigynum, 1367 nucleotides. The record is from the annotation of a GenBank genome assembly. NCBI's taxonomy places the organism in Eukaryota, Viridiplantae, Streptophyta, Magnoliopsida, Malpighiales, Linaceae.